AUGAAGCAAAAAUAUCAGGGCACAACAAGGGUGAAACGAGCACAAUUGCAAGCCUUAAGAAGAGAAUUUGAGGUUUUGCAGAUGAAAGGAGUAGAUGAGUAUUUUGCUCGUACUCUUACCAUUGCCAACAAGAUGAAGGUAAAUGGUGAGAAGAUGAAUCAAACAGUUAUCAUUGAGAAAAUUUUGAGGUCUAUGACUUCAAAAUUUGAUUAUGUCGUUUGUUCAGUGGAAGAAUCUAAUGAUUUGGACACUUUAACAAUCGACGAGUUACAAAGUAGCUUGUUGGUGCAUGAGCAAAGGAUGAAUGGACAUAGAAGUGGAGAAGAGCAGGUUCUCAAAGUCUCGUAUGAGGAUAGAGUUGGUGGUAGAGGAAGAGGACGUGGAGGCUAA
Asparagus officinalis (garden asparagus) is the source of this 390-nucleotide messenger RNA. RefSeq lists its product as uncharacterized. The transcript has a single exon. The record is from RefSeq and is a predicted model, not a curated record. Lineage: Eukaryota; Viridiplantae; Streptophyta; Magnoliopsida; Asparagales; Asparagaceae. The coding region runs from base 1 to 390 and encodes 129 amino acids.